AUGGAAAGGAGCCCCAGGCCUGCUCCCCACCCUCCGAGGCCGGUCCUCCUCAUCCCUGGCUUCCUGGGGGCCCCUGACAAUUUUGUGUGCGGGAGCGCUGUUUCGGUCACAGCCGGCUUCCAAGUGCAGCAAGAGAAAGAGACCAUUGGCCGCAGAGGUACCGCCCAAGCCGGCCUUGCCCAUGUGCACACAGAGGUGCCCAGAAAAGUCCUGCACCAGCAGAGAGAGUAUCUGUUAAUAGCCCUGGUGCCACCACCCUCUCUCCUAAUCAUUACUGUUUCUGUCUGUGGUAGAGGUGUAGAAUUGGUGGGGUGGGAUGAACCACGCUCCUGGUGGAAGCAGAGGAGCCGAGCGGGAACCAUCACCAGUACAGUGGUAGCAGUUGGACUGACCAUUGCUGCUGCAGGAUUUGCAGCCCGUUACGCUUUGCAAGACCUGAAGCAUAUGGAGCCUCAAGUAAAACAAGUUUUUCAAAGUCUACCAAAAUCUGCCUUCAGUGGUGGCUAUUACAGAGGUGGGUUUGAACCCAAAAUGACAAAACGGGAAGCAGCAUUAAUACUAGGUGUAAGCCCUACUGCCAAUAAGGGAAAUAGAUACGCUCAUUGACGAAUUAUGCUUUUAAAUCACCCAGACAAGGGAGGAUCUCAUUAUAUAGCAGCCAAAAUCAAUGAAGUUAAAGAUUUACUAGAAGGUCAAGCUAAAAAAUGA
Eubalaena glacialis (North Atlantic right whale) is the source of this 708-nucleotide messenger RNA. RefSeq lists its product as uncharacterized. Lineage: Eukaryota; Metazoa; Chordata; Mammalia; Artiodactyla; Balaenidae. The record is from RefSeq and is a predicted model, not a curated record. Gene Ontology annotation, biological process: protein import into mitochondrial matrix. Gene Ontology annotation, molecular function: ATPase activator activity. Gene Ontology annotation, cellular component: PAM complex, Tim23 associated import motor.